Molecule: messenger RNA, 1079 nt
Organism: Panthera uncia (snow leopard)
Lineage: Eukaryota; Metazoa; Chordata; Mammalia; Carnivora; Felidae
Product: 60S ribosomal protein L7a-like
Exons: 1
Source: RefSeq, a predicted model, not a curated record
UGAAAGGAAAGAAGGCUAAGAGGAAGAAGGUAGUCCCAGCCCCUGCUGUUGUCAAAACUCAGGAGGCCAAGAAGGUGGUCAAUCUCCUGUUUGAGAAAAGGCCCACAAGUUUUGGCAUCAGAUAGGACAUCCAGCCCAAAAGCGACCUCACCUGCUUCUUCAAAUGGCCCCACUACAUCUGGCUGCAGAGGCAAAGGCCUUUUCUCUAGAAACGUCUAAAAGUGCCUCUCAUGGGGGUGCCUGGGUGGUUCAGUCUGUGGAGUGUCUGACUUUGGCUCAGGUCAUGAUGUCUCAGUUUGUGAGUUCAAGCCCCGCAGUGGGCUCUGUGCUGACAGCUCGGAGCCUGGAGCCUGCUUUGGAUUUUGUGUCUCCCUCUCUCUCUGCCCCUCCCCCACUUGUGCUCUGUCUGUCUAUCAAAAAUAAAUAAAAUGUAACAAAAAAAAUUUUUUUAAGUGCCUCUCAUGAUUAACCAGGUCACCCAGGCCUUGGACCGCCAAACAGCUAUUCAACUGCUUAAGCUGGCCCACAAAUACAGACCAGAGACAAAGCAAGAGAAGAAGCAGAUAUUGUUGGCCUGGGAUGAGAAGAAAGCUGCCAGCAAAGGGCAUGCCCCCCCUCGGUGGCCACCUGUCCUUCAAGCUGGGGUUAAAACUGUCACCACCUUAAGGGAAAAUAAGUCUCUGCUGGUAGUGAUUGCAUAUGAUGUGGAUCCCAUUGAGUUGGUUGUCUUCCUGCCUGCCCUAUGUCAUAAGAUGAGGGUCCCCCACUGCAUUAUCAAGGUGAAGGCCAGACUAGGGCAUCUUGUCUACAGGAAGACCUGCACCAAUGUUGCCUUCACACAGGAUAACUUGGAAGACAAAGGUGCUCUGGCUAAGCUGAUGGAAACCAUUAGGACCAAUUACAAUGACAGAAAUGAUGACAUUCACUGUCACUGAGGAGGUAACGUCCUGGGUCCAAAGUCGAUGGCUCACAUCGCCAAAUUGGAAAAACCAAAGGCUAAAGAACUGGCCACCAAACCGGGCUGAGUGUGUGCUGUUGAAUGUUCUGUACAUCAAAGUCAUAAAGAGUUCUCUUUCAAA